Messenger RNA from Magallana angulata, 1014 nucleotides. RefSeq names its product translationally-controlled tumor protein homolog. Bases 105 to 629 code for a protein of 174 amino acids. The transcript has 6 exons. The record is from RefSeq and is a predicted model, not a curated record. Lineage: Eukaryota; Metazoa; Mollusca; Bivalvia; Ostreida; Ostreidae. Gene Ontology annotation, molecular function: calcium ion binding. Gene Ontology annotation, cellular component: cytoplasm.
AUAAUAUUGUGAUCGAGUUAACUUUCGCUCCUUUCUUCCGGUCCUCGGUGGCGAAUACACAAGAUUGUUUACUUGUGGUUGUAAAAUCUUACUCCAUCGCCAAAAUGAUCGUGUUCCAAGAUCUCAUUACAGGAGAUGAGCUUUUUACCGAUGCUUUCAAAUUCAGCAUCAAAGAUGAUUUUUUCUAUGAAGUAGAGGGAAAAAUUGUCACAGAAGACAGAGGAGCUGGUAAUGUGGACAUUGGCGGUAACCCUUCAGCUGAGGGAGGGGAUGAUGAUGGUGGCGUUGACGAGGAUGCCAACAAAGUGAGUGGAUGCAACAUUGUCCUGGCCAGUAAAAUGCAGCCAACGCAGUUUGACAAGAAAAGCUAUCAGGUGUACCUUAAGGAUUACAUGAAAGCACUUAAAGCAAAAAUCACCGAAACUAAAGGUCAGGAAGCUGCCGAUGCUUUUGCCAAGAAAGCACAGACAUGUGUGAAAGAAGUCUUGGGAAACUUUAAAAACUAUGAUUUUUAUCUUGGUGAGAGCCAAAACCCAGACGGACAUGUUGCUUUACUUGACUACAGAGAGGACGGAAUCACACCCUACAUGCUGUUCUUUAAAGAUGGAAUCAAAGAGGAGAAAUAUUGAUCAAGUUCUCAUUAGGAAUUAAAAACAAUAACACUAACAGAAUUCUUGUGAAAUGAUCAUCAACCAUCACAAUUUUGGGACAUUCAUCAAAACUACAAACAACAGUGACAAACUCUACACUACUGAUUUUGGACAUACAUUUUAUUAAUGUUUCUGCUUCUCUCUGCCGUUAGUGACUUCACAGACCGAGUCUUGCGACAGUGUUAAUUCCUGUUGUAUUUAUUGGUUGUCCUGGUUCUACAUUACAUUGUUUGAAGACUUGGAACCCCUCUGUGAUACUCUCUAAUUCAGUGGACUGUUAUUUAAAGAAAGCAUGUAAGGAAAGUCAAUUGGUGAAGCUGCAAUAAGAGGAAUAUGAUUAUAUAAUAAAAUUUUUAAAAAAUAA